This is a messenger RNA of Alternaria atra, 1062 nucleotides long. RefSeq lists its product as uncharacterized. NCBI's taxonomy places the organism in Eukaryota, Fungi, Ascomycota, Dothideomycetes, Pleosporales, Pleosporaceae. The record is from RefSeq and is a predicted model, not a curated record. The coding region runs from base 1 to 1062 and encodes 353 amino acids. The transcript has a single exon.
AUGGCCACUCCAGACCGAGACGAACCGUCUAUUCCUGAACUUCAGGCAGCAUUGGGUCCGUUGCUCCUCACGCGUGCAUCACCAUCAGGUUCUGCCACUCAAGCACCAGGUUCCUACUCCGUAGCACGCGGCUGUCCUGACACCCUCCCUCCCAAGGAGCAAGUACUACCCAAAUGGACUGGCGCGUUCAAGCUCUUCGACUUUCCGCGAGAACUACGAGAUAGAAUAUACUACUACGUCGUCUAUGUUCCAGGAGGCAUACACUACACCACGCACACCAAUGCAGAUCUCCAGAACAGGCCUAGCUCCGACAUCAUAAACAUGCUCCUUGUUUCCAAGCAAGUCUACCAGGAGGCGUUACAGAUGUUCGGGAGGAGCAACACCGUUGCGCUAUCCACUCGAUACAGUCCGCGAGAAGGGUACCGCAAGCCACUUACCGGCCUGCUUCGUCUGUUUCCCGAUCCGGCAGCGGAUGCGUUGACGAAGGUGAGCCAUGUUUACCAUGACACUAUUGCACGACCCUCUGGAAUUUGGGGUUAUGCCCCGAGUCACGGCAGUAUUGCUGAUGGAGGGGAUGGCACAGGGCAUUUUCACAAGCGUCAGCAGCCUGGGGAGACGUUCCUGGAGAUUUUGAGGGAUGCGCAUGCUGUCGCGCAGCGUUUCCCCAAGCUCAGGGUCUUCGACGUGGUGUGGUAUAUCGGGUCAGGAUUUCACGAGUAUCCGAUACCUGAAUGCGUUGUACGCAAUAUUGCAAAGUUCUUGAAGAACUCGGGGAGCCAGGAGGAGGCAGUAAAGAUGUGGCUGGAUCUUAUGCGAGGAUGGUUGCAGAAGGGCAACGUGGUCCCAUUGCAAUGCGUGUGGUUUAUCCCGCAAGGAUUUCGUGCAGAUGGCUUCGGGUGGGAUUUGGAACAGGCUGCGAACGAGGCGUAUCAGAUGGUGGUGAGGGAGAUGAAGGAUCGGGAGGAUAUUGAGGCCAGUGGAAAGGUGUGGUUGGAGGAGAUGGAAGCAGCCAACAGGACUAAGAAGAAGAGGAAGAGUGGAAGGAAGACGGCGCAGAAGUAG